This is a messenger RNA of Penicillium macrosclerotiorum, 4467 nucleotides long. Its product is annotated as WD40 repeat domain-containing protein. The transcript is spliced from 4 exons. The annotation marks the transcript as partial. Lineage: Eukaryota; Fungi; Ascomycota; Eurotiomycetes; Eurotiales; Aspergillaceae. The record is from RefSeq and is a predicted model, not a curated record. Gene Ontology annotation, molecular function: protein binding.
CCGAUAACGCAGCACCGUUCAAACUCCGGCGUCAGUAUUCCGCGCGGACUAACGGCGCUGGCUAGAGUUUUCAGCGGGUUGUCGGUCAAAACGCAGAGCGAUGAGUCGCCCGAGGAGAUACGUGGGCCACUUGGUCUUAACCUUUUGUUCGAUUCCGCCGAACCAUUGGCUGAUCUUAUCUUCGUACAUGGCCUUGGAGGAGGUUCACGCAAGACUUGGGUGAAAAACAAUGACCCUCAGAUGUAUUGGCCGAGAGAAUGGCUUUCGCGGGAUCCGGAGUUCAAGCAUGUUCGCGUUCAUACCUUUGGGUACCAUGCAGAUUGGACGGAGCGUCGAGAGUCGGUUCUUAACAUACAUGACUUUGCUAACUCGUUACUUGCACAUUUACAAGCGUCGUCGAUAAUUAGACGGGGUAAACAGGCCUUUAUCCUUUCCCAACAUGACGAAAAUUUUCAGGCGCUUGGCAGGAGAUUUGACACCAUCUACUUUCUUGCUACUCCACAUCACGGCGCCAGCUCAGCCCAGUUUCUCCGUACUCUACUCAAGGCCACUCACGCUGGAGACCGACCCUUCGUCUCCGAUCUCAAGCUCGAAUCGCCGGCUAUCCAGGCCAUUAAUGAUGAGUUUCGGCAUUACUCCGACCAAGUAAAGCUUUAUUCAUUCUUCGAGGCAAUGCCGACGUCCAUUAGUGGAUUUGGCAGCGUUUUCAUUGUGACCAAGAACUCGGCCAUCAUGCAGCUACCUAAUGAACGAACCAGCCCAAUCCAAGCCGAUCAUCGUGGUGUUUGUAAAUACAAGUCGCCUUCUGAUCCAAAUUACAUAAUUGUCAGGGAUUCCAUAGUUGAAGCCCUCGAUAGGAUCACUGAGACAUGGCUUGUCUCAAAUGAUAUCACAAUAAAAGCUCAGAAACGUCAACUCCGAGGCUUCUUGCACAUUUCAGAUGAACUGAGAGAGUGCCCUGUUGACUUCGACGAGCCAAGAAUUGAAGGAUCCUGUGAAUGGCUUAGUAAAGUCCGCACCUUCAGACGAUGGUGUGACGCUUCAGACCCAAGGAUAUUUCUGCUUUUUGGUAAUCCAGGUACCGGAAAAUCCUUCCUUGCGAAAUACGUUAUGGACCAUGUUAGCGGUCUAGGAUUCGACUGCAGCUACUUCUUCUUUCGUGCCGGGGAUAAGUCAUGCUCAUCGCCGACAGGAUGCUUAUUGUCUCUGGCAUGGCAAAUGGCCGAGACAAAUGUCUUUAUUCGGGACAUCUUUCUCGAGAUGCACGCUUCCGAGAUUCAAUUCGACCGGGAGAACUUCCAGUCCAUAUGGAGGACUUUGUUUGUCAGCGGUAUUCUUCAGACAAAGCGGGUCAAACCUCACUUUUGGGUCAUCGACGGUUUAGACGAAUGCUCCAACUAUAGCGAGAUGUUUCCACUCCUUGCCAAGAUCAGCUCAGCCUUUUCUCUGCAAAUAUUUAUUUCUUCAAGACCAAGCCCUGAUGUCUAUGGCUGUUUACAAUCUAACGGUCUGAAUGCAACCGUCUACAAUAUGACGCCGAAGGAGACAUCUCGGGAUAUCAAAUUUUAUGUCGAAAACAACUUUGACUUCCCGAGCUUGCAAAAACUGUCGGAAAGAGAGAAACUUAUAUCAACUAUUCUGAAAAAAUCAGAAGGAUGCUUCCUCUGGGUCAAGCUCGUACUCAAGGAGUUAAGAAGCGCCUUUAGCGAAGAAGCCACAUGGAAGGUACUCGACGACAUACCAAAGGGUAUGGACCAGAUAUAUCUGCGGAGCUUAGAGCCACUUGCUGGGAAGGAAAUGAGAAAACGAUGGGCCAAAGCCAUCCUAAUGUGGGCGAGUACAUCUGUGCGACCACUAGACACUAUGGAACUCAAGGCUGCUUUGCGCAUUCAUAUUAAUGAAACAUUCAACAACCUCCAGAGGCAUAUCAGCUGGCUUUGUGGCUAUCUUGUGACUGUCGAUGCCAACUCUGUCAUUAAAAUGGUACAUGAGACCGCACGCAGCUUCGUCCUCAAUUUAGAGAACGGUUCAGCUAUUGCAUUCAAUGCAGCAGAAGCACACAAGGCUCUAGCUAUUGUAUGUCUGAAAUACCUCAACGACAAAGAGCUUAAGGCACCCCGUGCUCGACGGUCAAGUGUUUUUCAAGGCCAAAAGAUUUCUCGGUCACCCUUUUUCAAGUACGCUUCCAUCGCUUGGUAUGAGCACAUAGAGAAAUCGCUGAGCACCAGCGAGGAGAUGAUAGACCUCGUCUACGAAUUUUGCGCUUCUUCAACAGGCAAUAUUCUUACGUGGAUUGAGCAUAUCGCCUCAACGAACAGAGAUCUCACAGUCGUGACUCGUGCUGGCGUGUUGAUGAGAAAUUUCGCAAUACGAAUAGGAAAAGACCGCCUGAGACGAACAGAGAAACUAGAUCUGAUAAACGCCUGGAGAAGCCGCGCAGUAUCUGUUGCCGCUACUGGAAACUAUUUUGCGGUGGGAAUGUCUACCCCCUUUGUUCGCCUGUACCACGCCAACACCUGCCAUGAGUUUGCUGUCCUUCGCCAUGGAGAGGCUGUGAAAUUCAUUGAAUUUAGCUUGACUGGCCACUUGUUGGCAACAGGUGGUAAUAAACGGCUUUGUGUAUGGGAUGCUGCAACGAAGGAAUUGAUCUGGAAGUACAACCUUCCCAGACCCUGUAUCGCUAUUAUGUUCAAUUCAGAGAACAAUGAACUUAUAGUGGCAUGUCAAGACAAUCAACUUCGCUACUUCAACAUCGAAUUCGGCCAGCUUAGGGAUGAAGUUUCGUGGUUCAUGGAUGAAAAUCAUGCUCAUGAUAUUUCAGCAGUACCAGUCACAGCUGCAAUGUCAUUCCAGCAUAAACUUCUCGCCUUCGUGUACCGAGGAAGUCAUAUAUGUCUAUGGAACUGGGAGACAGACGAGUUUCUUGGCUUUUGUGAGAAGCCGGAUGCAAGAAACAAACGCUGUCCUUUCCACGCCACUUCAUUGGCGUUUAGUCCAGUCCCGAACUCCAAUUCACUUGCAGCGGCGUAUGAACAAGGCGAGAUUAUCGUGUUUGACCCCAUUAAAUGCAAAAUUAAAGCGAGCUACAAAGGAGAUACUGACAAUCAGGAACUUGCAUGUUCACCAGAUGGAAGGACCCUCAUCUCAGGGGACUCAGUAGGCAUGAUUAGGGUCUUCGACUUUCAAAACGCUAAUGAAUCGGACGGAAAAUUGAGACUCCUUUAUAUUAUCUCCGGGUUAGAGGAAAACAUAUCGGGCUUAUCAUUCUGCGAUGACAAACGCUUUGUCGACAUUCGAGGCCCCAAAGUUAAGGUGUGGGAGCCGACAAUACUGGUCCGGCCAGAAUCUGGAAGCGACGUGGAUUCUAUCGCGUCAGAGAGUGUUUCAACUCAAGGGCUCGUUGCAGAGGAAACUGAUCCGAUUACCUCCCUGGCAGUCCACCCAGAUGGUAAACACGUCUUUUGCUCUACCCAGAACGGAUUGAUCAACAUCUAUGAGAUUGACACUGGUACACGUACCCAGACAAUUCAAGACCAUUUCCAUGGCGACACUAUCAUCCAAAUGACCUUCGAUAAGACAGAUAACAUACUUGCAAUUGGUGGCGUAUCGAGUAAAGUAAUCGUUUAUCGUCUGUCUCUCAGACAGCAAGAAUGGUUCAUUGAAGAGAAAAUCUUCGAAUACUUUAUGGACGAGAGAAUUGAGCAACUACUAUUCAACCAGAGAGGAACCAGGAUACUGGUUGUGACCACAGCCUGUGACAUCGUUUACUCUUUAGAAGACAAGUCAAUGGCAUCUUCUUCGUGGGAGACGAGGCUUCCAGGCGUCUGGUGCAAUGACCCACGCGAUCCAGAAAGACUUCUUCUUGUGGUCAAUCAGAAGCUUAGUGUCUUCCUGUGGGAUGGAUUAAAAGAAAUCACCAACUCCAGCGGAAUCAUCCUAAACUUCGACCUUCCUCCAGACUUCGGGAUCCAGAAUGUCCAUUCCGGCUGGAAGGAUAAUUUCAUCGCAACCGUCUAUUCCGAAGUUGACCGAUCACGGUCAAGUCUCCAACUUUUCCUUUGGGACUUGGAUGAGUUGAAGACAGUCGAGGAGCACAAAGACGAGACUUCGAAUUCUGCGCAGAUCUCUCCAAGUCACACCUUACAAUCUUACGGUACCAAGAUAGCCGAGCUGGUGGGUACCCUGGGUAUGAUAAUUGGCUUCUUUGGCAAUCGUGUCUUAUUUCUGGACCAGGAUGGCUGGAUAUGUUCAAUAUUUCUUGAAGAUACAGCCCCAGAGUCCUAUUACCGACAUUUCUUCUUUCCUUUCGAUUGGCUCAGCACUGACGGCGCUAUUCUGACAUUUACUACGAGGAGCGAGAUCUUACUGGCGAAGGAGGGUGAUCUUGCUAUCAUUAAACGAGGGUUGGAAUUCUCCCAGAUGGUCCCGUUACUGGCACAUUCAGGAAAGUCAUCUCCAGGUCCAUGA